AUGGCAGAAAAAACAGCGCCUUUACGGGCAAAGCAAAGUUGGCAAGAUCUGAAGAAAAAUGUAAAAGCAAAGAAUUCUAGGAUUAAUCAGCACACUCAGGGAACGGGGGGCGGUCCACCGACGGAUGAGGAGUUUAAUCACUCUGAAAUGGAAAUACUGGGUAUGUUGGUGCCGACAAUCUUGAGUGGUAUACACGACAUCGAAUCGGACGCUACGUUCGAGGAAGGUGAGACUGAAGAGAUCCUUAUAGAAUCGCAACUUGAUAAAACCGUGGCAGUGGAGGAAGACAAUAAAGAUGACACCGUGGUCGUCGGAAAAAGCAAAAACGAAGCUGUGGAGCCAACGGCUGAGCAAAUUAGGUUUUCGGAAAGGGAAAAUAAGGAGAAUGUGCCUUCGCCCAAAGCUAAUAAUCCACGAUUGGGUCCUAAAACCCCCGACAAAAAACGUAAAUUUACGACUACAUCAGCCAGACUGCAAAGUUCUUUGACUAUGAGCAAAGAACUUCUGUCAACGGUAAAGGAAAAUCUCGAUGCGACAGAAGCUUAUCGAGCAAAGAAGCUGAAGCUGUUGGAAAACCAACUCGUUGUGCAGGAAGCCAUUCGGGAUCACUUGAAAGAGUUGAAGGAAUACUUUCAACAAAAUUCCUACUAGUUGUGCCAGGCCAUUUGUCUUACGUUCUAUUUUUUGUUUUGUAGCCAAAGAAUAUCAUGUUACGGUUAUGUUGAGUUGAUUGAAGUAAUUAGGAAAAAUGCUAGUUGCGUUUAUUUUUGUUCAUAAUAUUCAUAAAUACGAAUUUAAUUUUUUAUUUCAAUUAAAGUGAGUUGCAAUAAUGUGCCGUUGUAUUUGUCUGCCAGCGAGGAGAUCCCGAUUUACUCGAUUUCCAACAUUAUUUGGUUCUUCCAAGUCCUCCAUAUUGACGUUCAUUCCAUAGUCUAGAUGUUCCAAAUUGUAUUCUGGUUCAGGCACAUUGCGCUCUAGGCACAUGUUGUGUAAAACAGUACAUGCAUUGAUUAUUUUGCAUGCUUUGGCCGGUGUGUAAUGCAGUACUCGAUCUUUCAACAAACAACGGAACCGAUUUUUAAAGACUCCGUUGCAUCGUUCGAUCGUGCUUCUAACCGAGGUGAAGCGUUCAUUAAAUCUUUCUUCAGCCGGUGUUAAAGGAGCACUCAGAGGCGUCAACAACCAUGGUCUUAGGGGAUAGCCAGAAUCGCCCAACAAGUAAAAAACAUCUCCGUUAUUUCGUCGGUAGACUGCUUCCAUGACCCGUGACACUUCUGAUUCGCGCCAAAUAAACGCAUCAUGGCAACUACCGGGAAAGCGGGCGCUGCUGGCGAUGAUUUUUAAAUUUUCGUCACAAAUAAGCUGUACGUUUAUGGAAUGUAGUUUUUCCGGUUGACGUAGAUAUGUUCAGGAUGCAAAGGAUCAUUGCUCGGUGGCUUAACUAUGGCCACAUGUGUACCAUCAACUAUCCCAACCACGCCAGGAAAUCCAUAUUUUUGGUAAAAACGUGCUCUCAAUUGUUGUAACUGUUGGCGAUUACGCGGAAAGUGCACCCAAUGAUUAAAUACUUCCGGUUGUAGCAAAGCAUUGCAAACUUCAUUUACGGCGCGACUAACCCAAGGACUAACCGUGGCUUGGCUAACGGCUACAAAGGUAUUGGUUCCAGUGAUUUCUUGAUAGGAUCCAUGACCAAAAAAUCGUAAUGCUAUAAGUAGCUAAAAGGUGAACUAUUUUAGUUAAUUUGCAAAAAUAAGUAGAUAUCCAUUCGCCCAUACCUUUCGUUCUACCGUUAAUGCUGACACCCUAGAUGAAACUGCCAUGAAUGGGGAUAUCUGUUGCAUUAUUUCAUGUGCCAGAUUUUUCGUUACCCGAAAAUAUUUUAUGAAUUUAUGUUCAGAUAAAUAUACGAAUGGAUCCCGUAUUUGGAACACCUGCCGUGGUCCGUGAUUAGCCUGUUCAUCAGCAUCUUGCAAAUCGCCAAUAAUGAUAUGGGCCGCAAUUAUCUCGUUUAUAUUCAUGUUCUCAACAAAGCAUAAAAACCGAUGACAUAACACAUGUCACUUUUCAAGUUCUCUCGCCGUUCGUAGGAAAGGAGCUGUUCACAUUUUCAAGAAUACCUAUUUUUUACUUCCAUGAAAACUUGUACAAUUUUCUCAUGAGAAACGAGCUCCCCGAUUUCAAGAAUAGCCGUCCUGGACUCUGUUGUAUCAGGUUUUUCUCAAAAUUUACAUAUUCGGUCAUUUUCUCACAAAAUCCUACUGUGGUGGGGUUGGGAAUAGCUUGGCGCUCAACCCCUCAAAAUUUUGGAAAUAAGUGAAAGAAAAAUGGAUUCUUAUCCAAUGUGCACCAGUGCAAAUAUAUAAUUGCUUCGAGUGUGCCACACCAGUGCCGCACUAUUUUUGCGAAUGGAUUUCGCUAUUGAAGUGUACCCUACAAAAAAAUAAAAUUCAGUUUAGUCUACACUUAAGAUUGAAUAGGAAUCUAUUUUUGUUUGAUUCGAUUUUCGAAAUUUUGGGGGGCUGAGCGUCAAUACCCCCCCAGUAGGAUUUUGUCGGAAAAUGACCAAAUAUGGAAAUUUUGAGAAAAAUCAUACAGUCCAGCACACUUCAGAUUGAAUAGGAAUCCAUUUUCCUUUGAUCUGAUUUCCAAAACUUUGGGGCCGCUGACCGUCAAGUUAGCCCCCCAGUAAGAUUUUUUCGGAAAAUGACCGAGUGUGGAAAUUUUGAGAAAAACCUGAUACAGCACACUUCACUUCAGAAUGAAUAGGAGUCAAUUUUUGUUUGAACUGAUUUCCAAAAUUUUGGAGGGCUGAGCGUCAAGCUAGCUCCUCAUCUUGUUUUUCCUAUAACUUUGGUAUCGGAACGGCACAGUUCAAAAUAUCAUCGGCAGGGCACAUUGAAGCACACUUCGAGCACAGUAGGUGGUUGAAAUUUUGUUGGAAAAUUCGAAUGUAGGGGGGCUAACUUGACGGAGCCCUCUCCAUGGGUGGUCCGUUUGUUGUUUAUCGCUAGCAGGUGAGGGGCCACGGGCGCUCGUACUACUUUUCAGGAGUGCUCGUGCUCGUACCACUUGGCAGGUAGCAGGCGCCCCAACAACUGGCCGCCUUUUCGUGCAAUAAAGUUUAAAGGUAUUUGUCUCUAUUUUUUUUUUAUCUGUAUAAAAAUAUACCAACUAAUAUACCUAGAGAGAAUAUGCCGCCCCCUCGGGCUGCCGCCCUAGUGUAAAAUCCGGCCCUGGCCAGAUCUGUGCAGCGAUCAGAAAAACACUCAAACCGUUUGAGGAGUCAUUUUACCACAAAUUUAUUUUGUUAAAAUUUAUUUGUAAGGUUGCUUCAUUCAUUCCAGCAAAUAUGACGGAACUGUCAAAGUCACGUGACCUGGAAUGGGGCAAAUGAGUUUGACAGUCGCCCUGAGGUAAAACAAAUCAUUUAUUUGCAUUCGUGUAGAUUAGGCCGGUUAUGUUUUAUGCGGUUUUCACAGAUUUUUUACAAGUUUUUGUUUUAUUUUGUCCUAAAAAAGUUGGAGUGAAGUGUUUGUGUUGCAGUCUUUGUUGUAUUUUAUCUAAAAGAUUGCUAGGUUUUCCUAUAAUGGAUUAAUUUCAGGUUUUUUCCAACAAAUAUCAAAACCAAGUGUGACAAGAACAAAUAUAUACACAUAGUUACUCUAUAUUCGAUCUAUUUUUCUGUCAGAUCUGCUCUUUUAAAAACAUUUAUCAAUUUUUCUCUUCUUUCUUGAGCUAAGAAAUCAAACCUCCCAUUGUUAUUUAAAAUCGAUGAAAACCUAUGGAAUGAUAUUGUAUCCCUUGCG
This is a messenger RNA of Ceutorhynchus assimilis (cabbage seed weevil), 3806 nucleotides long. The record is from the annotation of a GenBank genome assembly. NCBI's taxonomy places the organism in Eukaryota, Metazoa, Arthropoda, Insecta, Coleoptera, Curculionidae.